CUUGAGCCCUGGAAUUAGGCCUUUCUGGCCACGUGGGAGGCUGUUCAGUGUAGAGCUGUUCUGUGUAUCUGGACUGGAGUGAUGGGGCCAGCCCCUACAGGAGAGCAGCUCCGCGGAGCGUCUGGGGGCCCGGAGGUGAUACCAUCCUUGGAAGGCACAGGCAAGAAAGGGAAGAAGGCAUCCUCAAGAAAGCGUGUAGUGACUGGGUCCCAAGCAGAGAACCUUCUGCAGCCAGUGAAGCUCAGCAGGGCAGAAUUGUACAAGGACCCUACCAACGAGGAGCUGAAUCGCCUUCGGGAGACUGAGAUCCUGUUCCACUCCAGUUUGCUUCGUUUACAGGUAGAGGAGCUACUAAAGGAAGUGAGGUUGUCAGAAAAGAAGAAAGAUCGAAUUGAUGCCUUCCUGUUGGAGGUCAACCAUCGGAUCAAGAGGGUGCCCUCAACUUCUGAGUCAGAACUCACUGACCAGGCAUGGCUCCCUGCUGGAAUUCAAGUUCCCUUCCAUCAAGUGCCCUAUACUGUGAAGGGCUCUUUCCACUUCCUGCCUCCAGCCCAGGUCACUGUUGUGGGCAGCUACCUUCUGGGCACCUGCAUUCGACCAGACAUUAAUGUGGAUAUGGCACUGAUCAUGCCCAGGGAAAUCCUACAGGAUAAGGACCUGUUGAACCAGCGCUAUUUCCGGAAGCGUGCUCUUUACCUGGCCCACUUGGCUCACCACCUGGCCCGAGACCCCCUCUUUGGCAGCGUUCGCUUCUCCUACAUCAAUGGCUGCCACAUGAAACCCUCACUGCUGCUGCGGCCACAUGGGAAGGAUGAGCACUUGGUCACUGUACGUCUGCAUCCAUGCCCUCCAUCUGAUUUCUUCCGCCCAUGCCGCUUGCUGCCAACGAAGAACAAUGUGCGUUCUUCCUGGUACCGAGGGCAGAAUCCUCAAGAGGAUGGUAAACUAGAGCCCCCUACUCCCCACUACAACACGUGGAUUCUGCAGGAUACAGCUCUAGGAUCCCAUGUGCAGCUGCUAUCAAAUGUGCUAGGCUCUGCCCUAGGACUGAAAGAUGGUGUGGCUCUUCUGAAGGUCUGGCUGAGGCAGAGGGAGCUGGACAAGGGCCUGGGUGGGUUUAGUGGAUUCCUGGUCUCCAUGUUGGUUGCCUUCCUCGUGUCCACACGUAAGAUCCACACUACCAUGAGCGGCUACCAAGUCCUAAGAAGUGUCUUGCAGUUUCUGGCUACCACAGAUCUGACAGUCAAUGGGAUCAGUUUAUGUCUCAGCUCAGAUCCCUCCUUGCCAGCCCUGGCUGACUUCCAGCAGGCCUUUCCUGUUGUCUUCUUGGACCCCUCAGGCCGUCUCAACCUCUGUGCUGAUGUAACUGCCUCCACUUACCACCAGGUGCAGCAUGAGGCACGGCUGUCUAUGGCAUUGCUGGACAGCAAAACUGAUGAUGGAUUCCAGCUGCUGUUGAUGACCCCCAAACCCAUGAUCCGGGCUUUUGACCACGUCCUGCAUCUCCGUCCACUGAGUCGCCUGCAGGCUGCGUGUCACCGGCUGAAGCUCUGGCCAGAGCUGCAGGACAAUGGUGGUGAUUAUGUCUCUGCUGCUUUGGGUCCACUAACUACCCUCCUGGAGCAGGGUCUGGGGUCCCGGCUGCAGCUGCUGGCCCACUCUAGGCCCCCAGUCCCAGAGUGGGACAUCAGUCAAGAUCCACCAAAGCACAAAGACUCUGGGACCCUGACCCUGGGAUUGCUCCUCCAGCCUGAGGGACUGAACAGUGUCCUUGAACUGGGUCCAGAGGCUGACCAGCCUGAGGCUGCUGACUUCCGCCAGUUCUGGGGAUCCCGUUCAGAGCUUCGGCGUUUCCAGGAUGGAGCCAUUCGGGAAGCUGUGGUCUGGGAGGCAGCCUCUCUGUCCCAAAAGCGCCUUAUCCCCCACAAAGUGGUCACCCACCUUUUGGCACUCCAUGCUGACAUCCCAGAUAACUGUGUCCACUAUGUGGGGGGCUUCCUGGAUGCACUGAUCCAAGGCCUGAAAGAGACCUCUAGCACAGGUGAGGAGGCCCUGGCAGUGGCAGUACGUUGCUACGACGACCUCAGCCGCAUGCUGUGGGGGUUGGAAGGUCUCCCACUGACUGUGUCUGCUGUUCAGGGAGCUCACCCAGUAUUGCGCUACACAGAGGUAUUCCCACCAAGCCCAGUACAACCAGCCUGCUCCUUCUAUGAGCAACUCCGGGAACAGGCAUCUCUGUUGCCCCGGCUGGAUAAACCCUGCCCAGCGUAUGUGGAGCCCAUGACCAUGGUUUGUCACCUGGAAGGCAGUGGUCAGUGGCCACAGGAAGCCGAGGCCAUACGCCGGGUCCGAGCUGCCUUCCAGCUGCGCCUGGCAGAGCUGCUGACACAGCAGCAUGGGCUGCAGUGCCGUGCCACUGCCACACAUACUGAUGUCCUUAAGGAUGGAUUUGUGUUCCGAAUUCGUGUGGCCUAUCAGCGGGAACCUCAGAUCCUGAGGGAGGUGCGGAGCCCUCAGGGGAUGAUCUCGCUGAGGGACACACCUGCCUCUCUCUGUCUUGAGAGAGAGACAAGGCACUUGCCCCUGCUCACCAGUGCCCUGCAUGGACUCCACCAGCAGCACGCUGCUUUCUCUGGUGUGGCUCGACUGGCUAAGCGGUGGGUACGAGCCCAGCUUCUAGGUGAGGGGUUCACUGAUGAGAGCCUGGAUCUGGUGGCUGCUGCCCUUUUCCUGCACCCUGAGCCUUUUACCCCUCCUAGCUCCCCGCAGGUUGGAUUCCUUCGAUUCCUUUCCCUGGUAUCAACCUUUGAUUGGAAGAACAACCCCCUCAUUGUCAAUCUCAACAAUGAACUUACUGUGGAGGAGCAGGUGGAGAUUCGUAGUAGCUUCUUGGCAGCUCGGACACGACUUCCUGUUAUGGUCAUUAUUACUCCCCAGGACUGCAAAAACUCUGUGUGGACACAAGAUGGACCCUCUGCCCAGAUCCUUCAGCAGCUUGUGAUCCUAGCAGCCAAGGCUCUGCCUGUCCUAGAGAAGCAGCUUAUGGAUCCUUGGGGGCCUGGGGACAUCAGGACAGUGUUCCGACCACCCUUGGACAUAUAUGAUGUGCUGAUCCACCUGUCUCCACGCCAUAUUCCCCGGCACCGCCAGGCUGUGGACUCUCCAGCUGCCUCCUUCUGUCGUGGCCUUCUUAAUAAGCUAGGGACCUCGUCCCUGAUGCCUGUGUUGGGCUAUGAUCCUCCUCAACUCUAUCUAGCACAGCUCAGGGAGGUGUUUGGGGAUCUGGCCCUUUUCUUCUAUGACCAGCAUGGUGGAGAGGUGAUUGGUGUCCUCUGGAAGCCCACAAGCUUCCAGCCCCAGCCGUUCAAGGCUUCCAGCACAAAGGGACACAUGGUUGUGUCUCAAGGUGGCGAGUUAGUGAUGCUGCCCAACAUAGAAGCGAUCCUAGAGGACUUUGCUGUGAUGGGAGAAGGCCUGGUGCAGGCUGUGGAGGUCCGAAGUGAGAGGUGGACUGUGUGAUGCCAGCCUGGAACAGGCUGUAGGUGUACAGCCAGACUCAGCACCUCUGGAGCAAGAUGUCAAUGGGGUGGCCACCCUCAGUGCAUGUGAACACUCUAUGGAGGGUCUGCUGACCUAAACAUAUUGAACCAUCCCCAAAGAAAGUCCUGUUCCAAUUUUCUAUCUGAUGCUCCCUUCCUGAGGUCUGUGGAGUCCCCUGGGCCUGACCACCUGAACUUCCAGAAGACAAGUAGGAGACAGCUCAGAAGGAACUGAACUCAGGCGAUCCAUCUGCCUGGAAGCCAUGGGCUUGUUUCCUUUUCAUUUUAUUUUGUUCUUUCUUGGACUUCUCCCAAAAACAUUUGGAGGAGGGUUUGUGCCUGGGAUUUGUCCCUUUCCCGCUGGGAAGGACUUGUCAGAUCUCAGUGUGCCCUUCACCAUAGUGUCAGGCCUGGUUGGAACCCAGAGAAGGUGUGGCUCUUCCUCUGGGUCACAGCUUGAACAUUGAACAGUAGAAAGGGGGCUGUGAGUGUACAAAUAGAUCUCACUGAAGGGUCACAGUGCCCUCCCGUGCUGGUGUUGCUGCUUCUCAGGGUAGAGACAGUGGAAAAGGACAGGGCAGGAGGGGUUUGGGUGGAUGAAGGUGUGAGGGGACUGGUAUUCCCAGUCCAGGAGAGAUACAGAAAGCACUGGGUGCUACUCCCUGACCUCUCAGGAUAUUAAGUCCUACCCAGCUCUGUGUGGCUGCCCUUUCAUAUCACAAACUGCCCUUGCAGUGGAGUUGCAGACAUGAGCAAGACCCAAGUUCUAUUCUAGAGCUCCUGGGGCCCCAGGAGUGGUAUGUUGCCUCUUUCAGUUUGGGCCACACCCCCUUUCUGGCAACCACUCCCUGCUCCUGUCUCCCCUAAUCCUGGCUGUUUUUCCAGACUCAGCUCAAAUAGUGCCCCUCCUAAGCCCUGCCCUCGCCCCCAGCCUAAGGUGCUCCUUCUCUCUGAACUAUGAGAGCAGUUACUCCCAGUUGAGUUCACUUGGCAGACACGCACAGCAGUGUGAACCCUUCUGUUGUCUUGAUCUCUGAUUUAAAAUUAAAUUGCUUAAUUCCAUCCAUUUUCCUGGCUUGUCUCCCUUUUCACAUGGUUUUAACCUGAUCUCCUUGUCUAAAUUCUAUAAGAACAGGGAACAUGUUUGAACACAGAUUUCUUGGUUUUCUUUAUGGCACUUAGUACAGGGCUUUGCUCAAGUAGGAAACAGAUGUAUGCAGAAGGGGCACCCAGCCAGCCAGAUGGACGCCACAAGGAAAUAGAAAUGAUUUGUGAACUCUCCCAGAGCAGGUGGGAUAGUGAUAACGAAAGAGAGAGUCUGAAAGAAAAGAAAAGGUUGAUUUUUUUUGUGUGGGUGCCUAAUAAGCACUGGGCACAGUUACAUGUUGUCUUCUGUAUUUUUGGGAAUUGGGCUACAAUCAUACCACCUCUAAAGGAGUAUGAGGGGACAAGCUCCAAGGCAGAACCUGUCAUGGAAGGACUUUGGUGCCUGGCCUGUAAGUUUUGUUCUUAAAAUGAUGAGAAGUUAUAAGAGGACUCUGUUAGACUUUGUGGACCAUCACUGUCAUGGGACAGACAGUCCAGUCUAGGGUCGAAAUUGGUGUUAGGAGUACAUUGGUUGGCUACAUCUUUCUGUGUGCUAUAUGUUUUUUGGUUUGGGUUUUUGUUUUUGAGAUAGGGUCUUGCUCAGUUGCCGAGGCUGACCUUGUAAUUGUAAUCCUCCUGUUUCAGUCUCUGG
Molecule: messenger RNA, 5277 nt
Organism: Sciurus carolinensis (gray squirrel)
Lineage: Eukaryota; Metazoa; Chordata; Mammalia; Rodentia; Sciuridae
Gene: Nol6
Product: nucleolar protein 6
Exons: 26
Coding region: 82-3519 (1145 amino acids)
Biological process (GO): tRNA export from nucleus; rRNA processing
Cellular component (GO): CURI complex; small-subunit processome; UTP-C complex
Source: RefSeq, a predicted model, not a curated record